Molecule: messenger RNA, 360 nt
Organism: Entrophospora sp. SA101
Lineage: Eukaryota; Fungi; Glomeromycota; Glomeromycetes; Entrophosporales; Entrophosporaceae
Source: the annotation of a GenBank genome assembly
AUGAAUGAAGCUUUUAAAUGUAUUGAAGAAUUGUUGGGUCAAGAGAAUAAAUUAACAGAGAAACAACGAGAUGACAUAUUAAAUACAAUAAUGAUGAGGAUCGAAGAAUUUGUUGAGAUUGAUGGAGAAAAAACUGCUUCAAUAAUAAAAACAUCUUUUCGUGGUGCUCACCAAACAGUGAUUACUAAUUUAUCGUCAUCUCCAGCGCGUCUGUUUUUAUAUUUAAGGGGCCUGUUGGAACCUUCUCAAGACGACGAAACAAACAAUUGUCAAUUGGUAAGGAUAAAGUCUGUUAACGAACAAAUAUAUGAUCCAGAAACAUCUGCAGAUGAGUCAUGCCUUGAUCCGGAAAUUCAUUAA